GUUGCCAUAAAGAUCAUUGAUAAGACACAGCUGGAUGAAGAGAACCUCAAGAAGAUCUUCAGAGAAGUUCAGAUUAUGAAGCUGCUCUGCCACCCUCACAUCAUCAGGUUGUAUCAGGUUAUGGAGACGGAACGGAUGAUUUAUCUGGUAACAGAAUAUGCCAGUGGAGGGGAAAUAUUUGAUCAUUUGGUGGCCCACGGGCGGAUGGCUGAAAAAGAGGCGCGGAAGAAGUUCAAGCAGAUCGUGGCAGCCGUCCACUUCUGCCACUGUCGGAACAUUGUCCACAGGGACCUGAAGGCUGAGAAUCUGCUUCUGGAUGCAAACCUGAACAUCAAAAUAGCAGAUUUUGGAUUCAGUAAUAUCUUCACACCAGGUCAGCUGCUGAAGACCUGGUGUGGAAGUCCCCCUUAUGCUGCCCCCGAGCUCUUUGAGGGAAAGGAGUAUGAUGGACCGAAAGUGGACAUUUGGAGCCUUGGCGUGGUGCUCUACGUGCUGGUCUGCGGGGCCCUGCCUUUCGAUGGGAGCACACUGCAGAACCUGCGGGCAAGGGUGCUGAGUGGGAAGUUUCGCAUUCCAUUUUUCAUGUCCACAGAGUGUGAGCACCUGAUCCGCCACAUGCUGGUGUUGGACCCCAGUAGGCGGCUCUCCAUGGAACAGAUCUGCAAACACAAGUGGAUGAAACUUGGAGAGCUGGACACAGAGUUUGAUGCGCUCAUAGUGGAGUGUCACCAGGUGAAGGUCGAGAGGCAGAUGGAGCCCCUGAAUGACGAGGUGCUGCUGGCCAUGGCCGAGAUGGGGCUGGAUAAGGAGCGCACCCUCCAGUCCUUACAGACAGAUGCCUACGAUCACUACAGUGCGAUUUACAGCUUGCUUUGUGACCGUUUGAAGAGGCACAAGAACUUGCGCAUCACUGCCACACCAAGCCUUCCACGGACCAUGACCUUCCCUGCCCCGGCAAGCAUCCAGGCAGAGCCGGCGAGUAACACGGUGAGCAUCAAUGUGCCGCAGGUGCAGCUCAUCAACCCCGAGAACCAAGUCGUGGAGACCGACGGAACCAUGAACCUGGACAGUGACGAGGGCGAGGAGCCUUCCCCCGAGGCUCUGGUGCGCUACCUCUCCAUGAGGAGGCACACCGUCGGAGUGGCCGAUCCCCGGACGGAGGUGCUGGAGGAUCUCCAGAAGCUGCUGCCGGGCUUCCCGCGUAUCACGCCGCAGGCCCCCUUCCUGCAGGUGGCUCCCAACGUGAACGUGGCUGCCAGCAUGCUCCCCAGGCAGCACCUGCAGCCCACCGGCCAGCUGGAGUACAAGGAGCAGUCCUUGCUGCAGCCUCCAACUCUGCAGCUGCUGAACGGCAUGGGGCCUCUGGGGCGACGGGCGUCAGACGGAGGAGCCAACAUCCAGUUGCACGCACAGCAGCUCUUGAAGCGUCCUCGGGGUCCUUCCCCACUUGUUACCAUGACACCAGCAGUGCCCGCCGUGACCCCCGUGGAUGAGGAGAGUUCGGACGGGGAGCCAGAUCAGGAGGCCGUGCAGAGAUACUUGGCCAGUCGGUCAAAAAGGCACACGCUGGCCAUGACCAGCCCCACCGCCGAAAUCCCGCCCGACUUGCAGAGGCAGCUGGGACAGCAGCCCUUCCGCUCCCGGGCAUCACACCUGGCACCCGAACAGCACCGCUACAUCUACAAGGAUCCCAAUACUUUGCACCUUCCCACGGAGCGCUUCUCUCCGGUUCGUCGUUUCUCCGAUGGGGCAGCCAGCAUCCAGGCGUUCAAGGCCCAGCUGGAGAAGAUGGGCAACCACAGCAGCAUCAAACAGCUGCAGCAGGAGUGUGAGCAGCUCCAGAAGAUGUAUGGGGGCCACAUGGACGAGAGGACCCUGGAGAAGACGCAGCAGCAGCACGUGUUGUACCAGCAGGAGCAGCAUCAGCAGAUCCUGCAUCAGCAGCUCCAGGAUUGUGUCCGUCCUCCGCAGCCCUCCCCGCCACUGCAGGCACCGGGAGAAAACCAGCCGGCUCUUCUCACGCACCAGCUGCAGAGGUUAAGAAUCCAGCCGUCCAGCCCCCCUCCGACCCACCCCAGCAACCAUCUCUUCCGGCAGACGGACAGCAGCCCCCCUCCCAUCAGCAGCAGUCUCCUCCAGAGCCACAGUGCCACCUCGCAGCCCCAGUUCCAAGGGAUGCCCUCUCACAGCGCCCUCUUCCAGCAGUCGGGCAGCUGCUCCCCUCCGCCUGCCAUGGCCCUCUCCUGCAUGGGCGUGCCGCAGCCAGUGCAAGGACAGUCAGUCGCCAUCCAGGUGCAGGAGCCAGGAGACGUGCUUGCGGGCGGCCUCCUGCAGGCCGGGCAGGGCAUGGCCAUCGCCCCCGGCGCCAGCCAGCUCCAGAUGCACCAUCGCGCCAACCUGAUGGCCUCCCUGACUUACGGGCACAGACCUCUUUCCAAGCAGCUCAGCACAGACAGCGCAGAGUCACACAGGUAUCCACCCUCUGGCUACGACCAGCUGCACUUGCACCCCCACCUGUUUCCGGAGCAGGCCCGCGUGUCUCCGAGCAGCUACAGCCCUGCCCCAGCGGUGGGAUUCCCUCCGACGCAGGCCCUGAAGGUUUCGCAAUUGGAGCCCUUCCCGGCCUUCCCCCAGAGCGCGCAGCAGCAGCAGCAGCACUACGCCACCUCCGCCCUGCAGCAGGCGCUGCUGUCCCCAACCCCACUGGACUACAGCCGGCACCAGCAAGUCCCGCACAUGCUGCGCGGCCUGCUGUCACCCCGGCACUCGCUCACGGGCCACGCGGACUUGCGGCUGCCUCAGGCGGAGCUGAUGAAGAGGCGGCAGCAGCAGCAGCAGCAAGAGGUUCAGGAGCUGAUGCGACACCUGAGCCAAGGGGAGGCUGGGCACGGGGCUGCUCACAUGCCCCAGAAACUCUCCGAGCGCCAGUCGCUGUCUUUGCCUUAUCAGAACACUGACACCUACCAUCCCCCACACCACCACCCCCACCACCACCAUCCCCCCCACCACCACCAGCACCACCACACCAGCCCCCAGCACCUCUUGAAAGUGAGGCCCCACGAAUGUAUCUCGCAGGUCCCGUCCUCCAUGCCAGCCCAUGGGUACGCCCCCCAGCCUGCCCUGGUCCACUCGGAGAGCAUGGAGGAGGAGGAGGAGGAGGAGGAGGAGGCGGUGGACUGUGUGUGCGAGGGGGACAGGGACGGUUUCCCAGACCAUAAGACCAAAGGUUGCCACGAGUCGUCGCUGCUCUUGGGCAUCGGGGGGCCGGGGGACCCCGAAUCCGUGCUUGGGACUGCUGAGCAAGAGCUUGGGACGCACCUUUACGGCCACCACCCAGCCGCCGCCGCCUUCAGUCGGAAUAAGGUGCCCUAUAGAGACUCCAUGGUCACAAGUGGCAUGGAAAGACACUCUCCAGGGGAAGCUGUGGAGAUGUCGGCUGUCGACGGGCCAGGAGCCUACACUGCAAGACCGGUCUCUGGUGCCCCACACAGGUCCCGGCCUCUGCAGAGACACCACACCAUUCAGAACAGCGAUGAUGCCUAUGUGCAACUGGACACACUAGCAGGCAUGAGUCUGAUGGCUGGGAAGGCCUUGAGCUCUGCCCGCAUGUCGGAUGCUGUGCUCGGCCAGUCGCCACUCCAUGACGGGGAGAGCGCAGAGUGUGAGGAGGACCUGGAGGGUGAGGAGCACCCCGGCCUAGGGGAUGGCAGCCAGCACUUGAACACCUCCUGCUACCCCUCCACGUGUAUUACGGACGUCCUGCUGAGUUACAAGCACCCGGAGGUGCCCUUCGGGAUGGAGCAGGCCGGGGUGUAGAGAGCAGGCGGGCUACAGGGUGUGUACAGCGUUGAAAUGAAAAGGUCCAUUUCAAACCAACAGUAUCUUGCAGCAUUGCGCCAAAAGGCCGUAGCGUUUCUCCUGGAUGGAACAUUGACGGCUCCUCCUCCUCCUCCUCCUCCUCCUCGGUUCAACAGUGUGCUUGGUCCUUUGGAUGUCCCUUUUUGCCAUAUAUGUCUGUGAUGCCAGCCAUUCUGGAGUCACCAGCGCGCUCCUCAUCCAUAGGCACGGGGGUCAUGUGUAUUGAGGGCGGAGGACCCCCCCCCCCAAGCAGGCAGCAGGUGCACCUCGGCAGCCCCGUGGCAGGAGGGAAGAGGAGCCCCCUGCCCCGCUAGCCAGCAAUAAACAGAUGCUUUGGGUGGCACCCCAUCAGGAUCUGCCCCCCCCCCACGCACAGCGACGGGCGGGCCAGGGGCAGCGCAGCCUCCAGCAGGGCCUGCAGAGGACCCCGGAGCAGAGCCCUCCCGCCAGAUCCACCCCCUCCCCGGCAGUGGUGCAAUAUCGCUUUUGUGUGUCUUUUCUUUGUUAGCUUUUCAACUUUAGAUUUUGGCCUAUUGAGUUACAGAGUGUCUGUCCUUCCUCCCCCCCCCUUUUUUUUGGUAACAGCUUUUCUUUUCCGAUCUACCUGCUUCAGUUUUCUUGCCUCUGCCCCUUUCUGUGGAAUGCUGAGAAUCUGUUCCUCAUUUUUACUCACACACACACACCUGAUCAUGUAGGAAUUUGUUUGGUAAAUGUUUUAUUAAUAUUAAUAUUAUUAUAAAUUAAUGAAUAAAAGGCAAAAGGGACUUGUGCGCGAGAGAACUCUUCCCCCUUGGCCCUGAGUGCUGCACCUGCCACCCCCAGGAUCGGGGACUCCCCCCCCCACCUGCCGCCUGUGCCCGUGAUGGGAAGUGGAGGGUAUCCUCCCUGUCCUCCCCCCGCCAUCCUCGCAGGACCUCCUUUUCUGUGACUGAUGCAGGUCCCGGGGACCCUCCCGCAUCCGGGCCUUUGGGGAGUCUCAUGUCAUCUUUUUUUGCCUUUGGGACUUUUGGAAAAGCGACAACAGAGAAUUCCUAUUUCUGACACUUUUUGGAAUACUUUUUUAAAAAGAAAACAAACCUCCGCGCAGCCCUCCCAGAUCUGCACAGAAGAAGUGCAAGACCAGCCCGGCGGAGGUUCUUUUGCCGUCACCAUCGCUUCCUCGUGGUCUUUGCCUCCUCCACCGUGACGUCCUGCCUCUGGGUGCUGGGGUCAGCCGGCAGGGGCCAAGCAGCUCCCCCCCAGCCCCUGUGUUCAUCCUGGACCUCCUUUGCCAGAAGAGGGUGGCGGGGUUUGGAGGGCCACCACCCCUCGUGGGAAGGGGCCUGGUGGUGCCACGGCCCUCUCCGGCCUCGCUUGGGACUUCUCCUUGGGCUGACAUGCCCUCAUGUGCGUUCCCGAGAGGCACCCGCCGCCGCCCACCAGCGCCACCCACACCAGCUGCGCAGGGACUCACUCGCCUGCUGCUGCGCCCUCUUGCAGUAUCACACCCCCUUUUCUUUUCGUCAUUGUUUUUUAACCAUUGCUUUGUAUUGUAGUAAUCAAUACUUGCAGUAUAUGUUGAAUGUACGAUAUACUUUGCUAUUAUUUCUGUUUCGGGGAAUGUCCAGAGUAUUUUUUUUCUCAUUUAUGUUGGACUCAGAAACUCC
Gekko japonicus is the source of this 5504-nucleotide messenger RNA. RefSeq names its product SIK family kinase 3 (gene SIK3). Gene Ontology annotation, cellular component: cytoplasm. The record is from RefSeq and is a predicted model, not a curated record. Gene Ontology annotation, molecular function: ATP binding; tau-protein kinase activity; protein serine/threonine kinase activity. Lineage: Eukaryota; Metazoa; Chordata; Lepidosauria; Squamata; Gekkonidae. The transcript has 24 exons. Bases 76 to 3816 code for a protein of 1246 amino acids. Gene Ontology annotation, biological process: microtubule cytoskeleton organization; intracellular signal transduction; protein phosphorylation.